AUGAAUCAAGAGAAGAAUGUCGCAAAUAUAAAUGCCGGAGAAAUAAUUAUAGCUACGAACUUGGCAGGACGAGGUACAGAUAUAAAAACGGAGGAAAUAGAAAAGCAUGGUGGUCUUCAUGUUAUUGUAACAUUUAUGCCGCCUAAUAAACGUGUCGAAGAACAAGCAUUCGGCAGAACAUCACGUCAAGGUAAACGAGGUACAAGUCAAAGAAUCUUAAAUGCAAUCAAUUUAAUAGAAUAUGAAGACUUUGAUAUACAAAAAAUUACACAACUUCGAGAUAGAAUUGAAGCGAAAAUGUUAUGUGAUUUUGAAAAUUGUGAGUUGAAAAUUAUUACAUUGAAAGACGAGCUUUUUAUUAAAUUUUGUUCGUUACUAAAACUGAUACGCUCAGAAAUUAGGGAGAAAAUUAGCUGGUGGACAAACGUAAAGAAUAAUGUAAAAAGUACAUUUGUACAUGUUGGUCCGUCUGUUAUUGAGUCGAACACAUUACUCAGUAUUGAAGAACAAUGGGCUAUGUUUUUACGUAAAAUUGAUGAUGAAAAAUGUCCUAUCAAUACAGAAAAAAUUCAUGCUGACUAUGAAGAAUUUAGCAAAAAUAUACAGAGAAACUACGCAAAUGAUUGUGUCAUUAAGAACCCCUAUCACCGUAUCAACAUAGGUAAUGAUUUAAUCAUAAGUGAUUCAUCGCUGAAAAAUAAGUAUGAUGAAGCGAUGAAGCAUUUCGAUAAAGCUAUACAAUCUGAUUCAAAUCAUUGUGCGGCAGCUUUUGUUGGUAAAGGAUGGUUAUUAAUAAAAAGUAAAGAGAAAAUUAUUGGCUCGAAUGAACAAGAGUUCGGCUAUAAGGAAGCAGCUAUGAGAGCAUUCCGUAGAGCACUUGAAAUCUUAGCUGAAGAAAUGGCUUUACUAACAUCAAUCCAAACACUUUUACAAAAGAGAUCGUUCAAUAUGAAUAGUCCUCUAUCGAAACAAUUAAUACAAAAAAUUAAUAUUUUAGGUGGUUAUUGCAAUAGUUUAGAAAAUGUCGUGAAUCUAAUUAGAAAAUCUCGCAGAUUAAUACAAAUUACGGAUAUCAUGGACUGUAAAAACAUGAAAACCGAUGCAGAUAAUAGUGGCGUAUUUAAAAGAGCCAUUACGCAUGAUGAAAUUGAGAAAGGUAUUGGAAAAUGGUGUAAUAUUCGUUUAAUUUCCUCUGAUCAGAGUGAUCGACAUAAAGCUUCGAUAGAAAAUUGUGACGAAGUCGGGAUCAUAAAAGAAGAUGAAGAUAAAUUCGUAGUUAUUUACAAAAAUAGAAUAGAAAAUAAAACAGCUAAAUGGACUAUAGAUGAUACCGAAUUGAAUAAUUGGCUUUUAACUAUAUCAUUUGAUGAGAGUAUUCUUGAUAGAAAUACAAAUUCUAAAAUUUACAAUAGAAUUUAUCGAAAAAUCGUCUCUGAAAAUGGCUACGUUCGAGCAGACUUUUUAGCUCCUCUUCAAAUUUUAUCAAAAGAUCGAGAAUAUGAAGUAACAUUCAAUGAUCUUACUGUGAGAGAAGAUAUGGGUACCAUCGAUCAAGCUAUUAAGACUAUCGAUCGGGCAAUAUCAAAACCUAACUUACUUGAUCUCUUGCGCACUACAAAACGACAUAUUCUGAAUAGUGAUUAUAAAGAUAUUAGGAUUAGUAUAUCUCAGAUUAAUUCAGAAAUAUUGAAAGAACUUAUCAAUCCUAAUAUCGAAGUUCAGGAAGUUACAAAAGAGAUGGCUUUAGUAGAAUUGAAAGAUAGAAGUUCAUUUUUUCAUCGUCAUUUACUACCAGAUUCUUUAUCUCCUGAUUCGUAUGCAGUGGAUUUAGAUAUUAUUCUUAACAAUAAUAAAAUACAAGAAGAAUCUCGUUUGCAAGUAAGAAAUGCAAUAGAAAUAAUUGAAAAACAGAAAGAAGAAAAUGUGCGCUUUAAUUUAACUUUUGUAUCUGCGAAUGAUUUAUCCAAAGUUUUAAAAACCAAAGUAAUAAAUUAUUCGAAACUAACUGUCGAAUUUCUUCGUUUGAAUGGAGAAAAAAUUCAAGAGAAGUUUAGAAAAAUAAUAUCCAAAAGCAUUAAUCUUGAAAUAUUCGAUGGAAAAGAAAAAUUAUUAGAAGUUCUUCGUUCUCUCGACAAGCAACACAUCGAAUUAUACUCAUUUAAAAACGAGGAAAAGAAAGUUGGCAAUGUCAAAGAAUUAGUCGAUAAGACAACAGCAGAGGAAAAAAUAAAAAAAAAUAAAGAGGACCAAAUGUGGAUGAAAUUAAUUGAUUUAAAUACACAAAUAAUUGAAAACAUUCUUUCGAUUUGUCCGAAUGCAAAUUUUAAUAUUCAUUUCAUUAACAUAGAUUUCGACAGUCUCUUGAAUGGACUAAACGAUGAACUUAUCAAUGUUUCUUUUGAUCAAUUAGGAAGAGAAACGGCUCAAACUUUGAUAACAGAAAUAAGAAAAAAAAAACUCGAUUUUAGUUUAACCUUUCAGCGUUUAACAAGUGCUCAAGCACAAAGACUAAUAGAAAUAGCUCCCAUCGAUCAAGAAGAUAUAGAAAUUAAUAAAGUGAAACCUUUAAGUGAAUUAUUCAUGAACGAUUCAAAGCCAGAUUUAGAAUUGUCAGAAUUUUCAUGUUGA
Messenger RNA from Rotaria sp. Silwood2, 2628 nucleotides. NCBI's taxonomy places the organism in Eukaryota, Metazoa, Rotifera, Eurotatoria, Philodinida, Philodinidae. The record is from the annotation of a GenBank genome assembly.